Mobula hypostoma (lesser devil ray) is the source of this 4449-nucleotide messenger RNA. RefSeq names its product inter-alpha-trypsin inhibitor heavy chain H3-like. Gene Ontology annotation, biological process: hyaluronan metabolic process. Bases 42 to 2744 code for a protein of 900 amino acids. Gene Ontology annotation, molecular function: serine-type endopeptidase inhibitor activity. The transcript has 21 exons. The record is from RefSeq and is a predicted model, not a curated record. Lineage: Eukaryota; Metazoa; Chordata; Chondrichthyes; Myliobatiformes; Myliobatidae.
AACCUUUUUGCAUCUUGUUUGACAAAUGAACAUUGUUCAAAAUGAAAACAAUGCUGUCCUACCUUCUGCUAAUGUUUAUUCCAGUGUUAAUAUCUUCUGAAUUAAUUUUAACAGAACCAGAGCACCAUAAGAAAAGCACCAACAGCAAUGGCAUAAAACAUCGGAGGGAGCUUGAAAUCUACAGCAUGAAGAUUGAUUCCAAAGUAACCUCACGGUUUGCUCACAAUGUGAUAAUUAGCCGAGUGGUAAAUCGAGCUAAUGUGUCAAAGGAAGCCUUCUUUGAGAUAGAACUCCCAAAAACAGCCUUCAUCACCAACUUCAGCAUGACUCUGGAUGGAAUAACGUAUGUGGGAGCUGUGAAAGAGAAAGAAGUUGCCCAGAAACAGUAUCAAAAAGCUGUUUCACAGGGACAGACUGCAGGGCUUGUAAAGGCAUCCGGAAGAAAACUGGAGAAGUUCAAAGUUUCAGUAAAUAUUGGACCAACCAAAAAGGUCACAUUCGAACUAACUUACGAAGAAUUAUUAAAACGUAACCUGGGAAAAUAUGAAAUGAAUAUCAGAGUGAACCCCAAGCAGCUUGUCAAUCACUUCCAGAUUGAUAUACAUAUUUUUGAACCACAAGGCAUUUCUUUUCUGGAUGUUGAUUCCGAUUUCCUAAUAAAUAAUCUGACUUCUCUCGUGGAGAAGACUGUGAGAGGAACAAAGGCACACGUCUCCUUCAAACCAACACCUGAGCAACAGCGCAAGUGCCCUGAUUGUCAGGACACGGUUCUGGAUGGAAACUUCAUCAUACGUUAUGACGUCAAUAGAGAUCUGUCUGCCGGCAGCAUUCAGAUUGUAAAUGGAUAUUUUGUACACCAUUUUGCGCCUGCUAACUUAAACAGGAUUCCAAAGAAUGUUGUAUUUGUGAUAGACCACAGUGGAUCCAUGUCAGGAAUGAAAAUGCAACAGACAAUUGAAGCUUUUCUAAAAAUUUUGGGUGAUAUGGAUGAAGAGGAUGGUUUUGGCAUCAUUAUAUUUGAUCAUGAUGUGCUUACAUGGAAAAAUACCAUAUUCCAAGCAACUCCAGAGAAUGUAAAGGAAGCUAAGGAUUUUGUAAAAACUAUCCGAGCGCAGGGAGCAACAAACAUAAAUGAUCCCAUGCUGGAGGCAGUCAGACUUCUGGACAGGGCUCAUCAGAAAAAGCAGCUGCCUGAGAGAAGCGUCUCCAUGAUUAUUUUGUUAACUGAUGGGGAUCCAAAUACUGGAGAGUCAAACCCAUCAAAAAUUCAGCAAAAUGUUAAAAGUGCUAUAAAGGAUAGAUAUAAUGUAUAUGCCCUUGGCUUUGGUUAUGAUGUUAAAUUCAGCUUUCUGGAGAAAUUGGCUCUGGAUAAUAAUGGCAUAGCACGGCGGAUUUAUGAGGACUCGGAUGCUCCCCUGCAGCUCCAGGGAUUCUAUGAGGAAGUGGCAAAUCCCUUGCUUUUAGAUAUCGAAUUGCAAUACCCAGAAAAUGGCAUUUCUGAUUUAACUCAGGCCAGUUUCAGACAGCAUUUUGAUGGGUCAGAAAUUGUAGUGGCUGGCAAGAUUUCAGACAAUAGUUUACAAUUACUCACAGCAGAGAUCAAUGCUAAAACAGCCUCUGAAAACCUGACUUUUAAAGCUGGUGUGAACAUCUCAGAGGCUGAGAAUAUUAUUCAACAACAGCAAUAUAUUUUUGGUGACUUUACUGAGCGUCUAUGGGCUUACCUGACCAUACAACAACUCCUAGAGCAGCGGGUUUCUGCAGCUGGAGAGGAAAAGAACAAUCUAACAAGUAGAAUUCUGGAACUUUCACUGAAAUACAACUUUGUUACUCCACUAACGUCAAUGGUUGUAACAAAACCAGAGGAAAACAAGAAUGACACCUUUGUGGCUGACAAACCAUUGGAAGACGUGAAACCAUCCCAACCACAAAGAUCAUACGCUCCUCCAGCACUUAGAGCGCCUCCCUCCUACACAUAUGUUGACAGUGAUCCUCAUUUUAUCAUUUCCGCCAACAACCAUAAUGAUGCUGUAUGUUUCAACAUUAAUGGGAAGCCUGGUUCGGUUCUCAAUCUGAUCUCAGAUCCUUAUACAGGUUUUGUGGUAAAUGGCCAAUUGAUAGGAGAUAAGAAAAUAGAAAACAACAAGAAAAUAAAUACCUACUUUGGAAGAUUUGGAAUUAUGAACAGCAACAUGGAUAUAAAAUUUGAAGUAUCGACUGAAGCAAUCACAGUGUUUCAUAGAAAAGAGAAGAUGAUUUUCCCGUGGUCAGCAACAGCAUCUAUAAUGAAACAGAGCUUCUCAAUCUCAAUCGCAAAAGAAAAGAAUGUCACAGUGACAAUUGGAGACGAUGCGACAUUUGUUAUUUUAUUGCACCGUGUCUGGAAAUACCACCCUCUACACAGGGACUUCCUUGGGUUUUACACACUUGAGGGUCACCAACUCUCAAAUAUGACCCAUGGAUUACUGGGUCAGUUCUACGGUGGAGUGAGUGCUGAGAUAUAUAAUAUCCACCCUGGCUUAGAUGAAGGAAAACCUGAUGCAACAAUGAUUGUGAAGGGUCAUAAAUUAAGAGUCACAAGGGGGUACCAGAGAGAUUUCAGACUCAAUCCAAAGCAAGGUAUCAGAAUUCCAUGCUGGUUUAUCCACUACAAUGGAAAAGGAUUCAUUGAUGGGACACCUACUGAUUAUGUUCUUUCUUCAUUAUUUGAUUCUGUUUAUCCAAGAUUUGAGAGCGGGUGGUGAAAAUGUAUCCCUUUGGUAUCCCUUUCCUAGCUUAAUUGUUCAAUUAUUACACACUAAAAAUCAUACUACUCUUUCCAUUAUAAAACCCUGCAUUAAUUUACAGUAGAAUCUGCAGAUCUAGCUGGUGAGUGUCAAGCAUGGCACCAGAUGACAAAAGGUCUGCUCCAAUUCACAUCCAGUCGCUGACUGGCCACCCAGAUGACCUGUCCAGGUACCUCCUGCCUCACCUCCAUUCAGGGCCCCAAACAGUCCUUCCCACUGAGGCAAAACUUCACCUGCAAACCUGCUGGGCUCAUCAAUUAUGUCCAGUGCCCCCGAUGUGGCCUUCUCUACAUUGGUGAGACCUGCCAUAAAUUGGGGGACCACCUCAUUGAGCACCUCAGUGCCAUCUGCUGCAAGCAGGACUUCCCAAUGGCUAAAGAUUUUAAUUCUGCUUUCCAUUCCCAUUUGGACAUGUCAGUCCCUGGGCUCUGCUUGUGCCAGGAAUCCCUAGGUCCUUUCCUUCUUCCCUUUCUCCUCUGGUCAACUCUCCUCUCCUAUCAGAUUCCUUCCCUUUCUCCUCUGGUCAACUCUCCUCUCCUAUCAGAUUAAUUCCCUUUCCCCUCUGGUCAACUCUCCUCUCCUAUCAGAUUCCUUCCCUUUCCCCUCUGGUCAACUCUCCUCUCCUAUCAAAUUCCUUCUUCUCCAGCCUUAGACCUUUCCCACCCACCUGGCGCCACCUAUCACUUUCCAGCUAGCCUUCUUCCCCUCCCCCCACCUUUUUAUUCUGGAAUCUUCCCCCUUCCUUCUCAGACUUGAAGAAGGGUCUCAGCUCGAAACGUGGACUAUUUAUUCAUUCCUGUAGAUGCCACCUGACCUGCUGAGUUCCUCCAGCAACUUGCAUGUGCUGCUUUGGAUUUCCAGCAUCUGCAGACUUUUUCGUGCUUAUUACUUAUUAUGAUGCAGAAGGAGGUCUUUUGGCCCGAUGUGUCCAUGUUGACUCUCAGAAGUGCCAUCCCUUGGGACAAUUCACCUUUCAUUAUUUCUACAUUUCUCACAUCUCUUACGAUUUAUUUACCACUUACACACAUGGAGUAUGGAUUUGGGUUAUUGGAGGACACCCAAUGAGCUUGAUGGAAACCCGUGCAAUUAAAAGGAGAACGUGUAAAGUUCACACAUACAGCACCUGAAGUCAGGACUGAAAGAGAAUUGGCAGGUGAACUGCUUCAGCCCCAAACCCUCCCCAACACACACACACAGACUCACACCCUGCAACACACACACGCACACCCUGCCACACACACACGCACCCUGCCACAUACACACGCACAGACUCACACCCUGCAACACACACACGCGCACCCUGCCACACACACGCGUGCACCCUGCCACAUACACACACGCGCACACCCUGCCACACACACACACACACACACACACACACACACACGUACCCUGCCACACACUUGCGUGCACCCUGACGUGCAUGCGCACGCACCUUGCAUCACACCCUGCCACACACAGUGAGCUAUGGUACUGACACUGCUCUGUAUAGCUAAAGAUUCUGUACACAAUCAAGUAAAACACACAACUCUGGAAUAGAUACUCUUACACAGAGAAAUGAAUAAAUUAAGCUUAUUCCUUUAAUUUCUAUAUAUGUAUAUUGUUCUUGCUGCUUUGUUUGUGUUUUCUGAUCUUCCAUUAAAUUGACUUCUAUGUUCCAAAA